AUGACAUCUAAUAUUGCUGAGUCUAUCAAUUCAGCUCUCGUACAAGCAAGAGAAUUGCCAAUCUUUGAUUUUCUAGAAGAAGUUAGGAUGAUGUUUGGGCGCUGGAAUUGCACUAACCGACAGAAUGGUUCAUAUACAUUCAGAACACUUGGGAAGAAAUUCAAUGAAAUGCUUUCCAUUAAUGAGCAUAAAUCUGCACGCAUGAUGGUUUGUCUUCGUGUAUCUGUUUAUGUAAACACGGUAAUUAAUGAAGGGCAGCGUUUCAUAGUUUGUAUUGAAAAGAUAACAUGCAGUUGCAAAGAGUUCCAGAUGGAGGAGAUUCCCUGCCCACAUGCUUGGGUUGUUCUUAAGAAAAAAAAUCUCACAACUGACAACUACUACUAA
This is a messenger RNA of Lycium barbarum (goji berry), 384 nucleotides long. RefSeq lists its product as uncharacterized. The record is from RefSeq and is a predicted model, not a curated record. The transcript is spliced from 2 exons. NCBI's taxonomy places the organism in Eukaryota, Viridiplantae, Streptophyta, Magnoliopsida, Solanales, Solanaceae. The coding region runs from base 1 to 384 and encodes 127 amino acids. Gene Ontology annotation, molecular function: zinc ion binding.